AACUCGCCCUACAACCCUUCCUUGAUCUUCCGCCGCGAAGUUUGAAGCGCGAAACGCCAUGUCUGGCUCUCAGUCAAUGCACGUCCGCUUCCCUUCCACGUUGCCCUCGCCACCCAAAGAGGGCCGCCCACGGCGCGUCGUGUACCCCAAACUUGCCCAAGCCAAGGGGGUUUCGGACCGUUGCGCCUUCACGGACCUCUUUUGGGGCCCCAAACCCCUCUCCGCAGUGGCUGCGGACGCUACACCGAUCGACGAGGUCCGAACUCCCCACUUGGCCGUGAUGGGUCAGUCGAAUCAGGAUAACAGGUCCAUGUCGUCCUACUUCCCAGAGUUCCACUCGAGCUCAUAGUCGUAGUGGAGAGAAGAGGUUGACGCUGCCCGAUGAUGUGGAAGGUUGGAAACAUGACACUGGACAAUUCUAAACGAUCCCUUACGACCUUUACAAUACCACACGGACAAGUUCAAUGAUGACUUUAAUAAUACAUAUACCUGUUGUUGUAAUGACACGCUGAUUAACUGAAACUCGUCGAAGUGAUAACACCACUGAGCCCUUACAGAAUGACAGAGGUAUCUGAUUGCCCAUCAGUCCCUCUCAGCGACCAAGCCACCACGCCCUCGCUUGAUCCUCUCUUCCAAGCCACCCUGACCGCCAAAUACCCUCUUCUGCUCUGAACUGAGGAAACCAGCCAUGCCCUUCGACUUCGAGCGUAGCCUUUCCUCUGCUUCUGCCUCCGCUUUCUCCUGUUCCAGAAGAGUGGUGAGCCGUUCCUUGCGCUCGACUGUCAUGCUCUGCGCGUUCGAAGACAUUGCUGCCAGACGAGCUGCGCGUUCCUCGGCAGAGUAGCCCGAUCUUGAUGAUUCAGCAGGGCGAGAGUCUCGGGACGGAGGGGGAGUCCUCCUCGACCUCUUAUAAUCAGGACGGUCGUGGCGGGGAGGGCUACGGCUACGGCUGCGCCCCCGUUUCCGGUCAUCUGGCCGACGCUCGUAACUCCGGUCCCGACGAGAAUGGUGGCCAUUGUCAUCCGAUUCAUCUGAGCGCGGCCAAGUACGGAUGCGAUCCUCGCGACCCGUCUCAUAGCUUGGACUAGGCCGACGAUGGCGAUCGUCGGGGCUGCGACUGCGGCCCCGGUACUCGUCGCUGUAACGCCGCUUGGGAGGCGGAGAACGGGAACGUCGGCUG
This is a messenger RNA of Gloeophyllum trabeum ATCC 11539, 1180 nucleotides long. RefSeq lists its product as uncharacterized. The transcript is spliced from 2 exons. Bases 59 to 349 code for a protein of 96 amino acids. Lineage: Eukaryota; Fungi; Basidiomycota; Agaricomycetes; Gloeophyllales; Gloeophyllaceae. The record is from RefSeq and is a predicted model, not a curated record.